Serpula lacrymans var. lacrymans S7.9 is the source of this 744-nucleotide messenger RNA. RefSeq lists its product as uncharacterized. The record is from RefSeq and is a predicted model, not a curated record. Lineage: Eukaryota; Fungi; Basidiomycota; Agaricomycetes; Boletales; Serpulaceae. The coding region runs from base 1 to 744 and encodes 247 amino acids. The transcript is spliced from 7 exons.
AUGCAUCAGGGCGCGAACCGAAUAUUCAAAGCUAGUUUUGCGCUGAAUUUUAUUAUCAUAGUGCUGUGUCAAGCUGUAAUAACUCUUCGUGUCUGGUAUCUCUUCCCAAGGAGCAGGAUCAUUCGAUGCAUCGCCAUUACCGCUUACCUGGCAUGUGCUUCAAUAACUAUUAUUCUCGCCGCCUAUUACUGUGGUGCUAUUGAAUCCUUCGUCAAUACGUUAUCAGUCGACUUGGAUUUGGUGUCCCCGAUGCAUCCACCGCUCGUCUGGCAAAUCUACAUACCAUCACUCUUCAUACACUCUUUUCUAUUCUCCCUCAAAAUCUACCGGGUGAUGGUUUGCACUGACUCUUUGGGGAACAUGCCGUUGUUGCAACGUUUUUUGAAAGAGGGUGGAUUGAUGUAUGCCUUUGCUACCGGUUCUAUCUUGUAUGCCACAAUUGCAUUUUCGAUGACUUCACCGUCAGGAUUAAGGUCUUACCUAUCAGCUUUACUGGGAGAGUUUUCAGUUGCUGCCACUGUUGUAGCCGUUUGUCGUGCAAUGCUUAGCAUACGCUCACUAGCAGCUACACGACAUGUGGAUCCUGCGUGGCUGUUGAAUCACGCCGAGCUCAGCCGCGUUAACUGGACUAAGGGAUAUCAAGAAGGUGAAAUCCGAGUCGAAAUUGAUAUGGACCGUAACGACGACAUAGCCCUAGUCACCAGGAACUGGGAUAUUGAUAGCAAUCGAACCCUCACAAUUUAG